Molecule: messenger RNA, 1678 nt
Organism: Topomyia yanbarensis
Lineage: Eukaryota; Metazoa; Arthropoda; Insecta; Diptera; Culicidae
Exons: 2
Coding region: 65-700 (211 amino acids)
Source: RefSeq, a predicted model, not a curated record
ACAGUGUGUCAACGCGUGGAUAAAAGUGGCCGAACAAAACAAGUGAGAAGAACCAAAUAGGGCCAUGGCGCCCCACGGCGCCAGUGGCGGAAUCCAUGCUAUGAGUGGGAAGGGGUUCCCAGCGUUGGGUUUGAUUCCCCAACGAACGGAAGGACGCUACCUUGUCAUCCAGCGCAUGGAUGAUGGCAAAACGUUGGAAAAAGUUUCACCGUUUCUGAUUGACAAGGUCAUCAGAAAUUGCUGUGGCGAGGUGACCAGCGUGAAACGGAUUAAAGAUGGCAAACUACCGGUUCAUACUAAAACGGACAAACAAGCCGACAAAUUACUAAAACUUAAAAGUAUGACGAGUGAAAUAAACAUCACUGUCGUGGAACAUGAAAGCUUGAAUUCGUGUCGGAUAGUUAUAACAUGCCGGGACUGGCAAGACGAGAACGACGACGAGAUUCUGGAGAACCUUCGCGAGCAAGGGGUUACAUCAUUGUAUAGGAUUAUGCGAAAACAAGGAGAAAUUAAGGUCAAAACAGCAACUUUCGUGCUAACGACCUCAAAAGCUACAAUGCCAGAGGACAUCAAGGUAGGGUUUCAGAAGGUAGCUACGCGACCGUACUAUCCAUCGACCGAUGCGAUGCUUUCAAUGCUUGCAGUAUGGCCACUUGGGGAAAGAUUGCAAGCAAGAAAAAGUGUGCGUGAACUGCAGUGAAAAAUAUCAUGGGGAUAAGUGUGAUAGACCAGCUCGAUGCGCGAACUGCGAACAAGCCCAUGCCACUACGAGCGUCGAGUGCCCGACAUGGCAACGUGAAAACGAUAUCGUGCGAACAAAAAUAGACAACGGGAUUUCGUACUAUGAGGCGAAGAAAAUCGUGGACAGUAGACAACAACCAGAACGACGUUUCGCAAAUGUAGUAGCUUCUGGAAUCGGCGGAUGCAAGUGCAGAUGCAGUUGUGGUAUAGCGCAGACACAACCAGCCACACCCGUCGAAUUGAAACAAAACAUCGAACAGACACAAUCCCGCAACGUAGAGUCAACACAAAUUACAACACCGAACCUCAAGCCGCAACCUCCAGUAACAACAUCAAAACCGAGUCGUGACGAGAAAACGCCAAAGGAAACCAGCGAUUGCAACAAAGCAAAACCAGGAUCAUCAAAACAGUAUGGCACGCGACAUCAAACAAGUGGAAAAGAAGAGCAAAUCGACCCAUCAUCACCGUCCCCAAAACCAAAACGGUUGAAGAAAGAAUUCGUAUAUCAAAUCAGCAGCGACGACAAACUUGAACAAAGCCAGCAGAAACGUGGAAGAGGAAGACCCAAAAAACUCCAACCAAAGGAGAUCUGCACGGAAAGUUCAGAACCUGAGUAUAGCGAAAUGGAGAUCUGAUUCGCAAACCCCUCGCAACCCGCCUUCAUCAUGCAAAAAAAACCAACGCAUCAAUGUCAAACGUGAAAACAAGCAACCUAGCAAUCAUCUCAUGGAAUAUCCAAGGUCUCCGUGCGAAAAAGCCCGAAAUCAACCUUAUGAUCAAAGAACAGCAACCUUUCAUAAUAUGCCUCCAAGAGACUAUGUGCUCUACCGAUAUCCAAGCAAAUAUCAGUGGAUUCAACACCCGAGCAGAAGAAAAUAACUGCGGAAUACUAAAUUUAGGUAUCAAUACCAACGACUGUUUACCACAAUAUGGUAUU